AUUUUUUAGUUGGCAACACUUGCGUGAAGGUAUUAUUUAUUUAUUGGUAAUACGUAAAAAUGGAGGAUUCGCAUAAAAAUUCUACUGAAGAUAAUCGGAGACCAGGAGUAUUGCAACCUCCCAUUAUAAUGAAGAUAGAUGGACCUGAAGAAUCUAACGAUAAAGAAACUGAAGAAAACGACAAGAACAUGCAAAAGUUAAAAGAUGGGGAAUUCAAAAUGUGUAGCCCGUCGUUAAAACCUUCGUUAUUAAGUUCAAAUCCUUUUGCAUCUUCUCAAAAUAAAGUAUCAAGAGGGAUUCUAAAACCACCACAAUUUAAUAUUAACAGUAAUAAUGUUACUCCUCCUAUAUUAAAACCCAGUUUGCUUAAUCCGUUUUCUAAAAACUCUAGUGUUAAGGUCAAUAAUAGUGAACAAAUUGAAAAUAGUGAUACGAAAGUAAAUGGAGAAAUGCUGAAGUUUGUGCCUUUGGUAGUACCUGACAAAACAAUACACAAUGAUUCAAAAACACAAUCCCUCGAUCCCAAAGUAUCAAGUAGUUCGUUUGUAUUUGGUGAAAACUUGAAAGAAAGAGUAAUUGCUGCAGAAAAUCAAGAACUAAAGGCAUCUACAAGUGUAGAGUCCAAUGGUACUUCUAAUAUGUUAUUUAGUAGUGCUAUUAAAACUGAAUUAAAAGUAGAUCGAGGAGAUUCUCUCACAAAAGAUAAAGACACAAAAUCCUUGAGCGAAUCUGCUAAAGAAUAUGAGGAAUCUAGAGCUGUUAAGAGGAAAUAUGAAGAAGUUGAAGUUAUAACCGGCGAGGAAAAUGAAACAAAUAUUUUAAAUAUUUCUUGCAAAUUAUUUUCCUUCAAUAAGGUUUCUAGUAAUUGGUUAGAACUGGGGAGGGGUACAUUAAGACUCAAUGAUUUAUGCGGGGAUUACAGCUUGGGUUAUUUGGGAAGUAGGUUGGUUUUCAGAACAUUCGGAAGUUUGAGAGUCGUUUUAAAUACAAAGAUUUGGCCAGAAAUGGUUGUAGAUAAGGCAAGCGAAAAAAGUAUUAGAAUAACUGCGGUGGAUGUAAAUGGAGAAAUUAAAGUUUUCUUAGUUAUGAGUAAUAUAGAAGAUACCAAUAAAUUAUACACGCAUCUGCAGAAUAGAUUGGAGAAGGAGAUUGCAGCACAAAAACGCAAAAAAAACGAUGAAGCUGCACCAGAAAAGAAUUAAUGUACAUACAAAAAAACAACAACAGAUUUUAAGAUUUAAAAAACCGAUUUUUACUGAUAAAUGUGAUUGAUACAUUGAAGAGAAAAAUUCUUUUCUAUACUUUUACACAAAUAUAUCUAUAAAUUAGUCUAUAUGGAAGUAAUAACCUCGUUAUGGGUGAAUCAGAAAGUAGAAUGUGUGUAUGAGUCUUUUAUUUAAUAUGAAUAAUAAUAAUUGAAAAAACAAAAUCAGAUUUAGAAUUCGGUGUUUUAUUUCUUUGAAUUAAAAAUUUCGAAAAAAUUACGACAAAUUUUCUUACUUAUAGAAAUGUAUAAUGAAUAUUAAAUAUCUUUUAAAUUUGAAA
Messenger RNA from Diorhabda carinulata, 1545 nucleotides. It is a transcript of the gene RanBP3, whose product is annotated as ran-binding protein 3. The transcript has 7 exons. Gene Ontology annotation, molecular function: GTPase activator activity. The record is from RefSeq and is a predicted model, not a curated record. Lineage: Eukaryota; Metazoa; Arthropoda; Insecta; Coleoptera; Chrysomelidae. Bases 60 to 1202 code for a protein of 380 amino acids. Gene Ontology annotation, cellular component: cytoplasm; nuclear pore. Gene Ontology annotation, biological process: protein export from nucleus.